Messenger RNA from Auxenochlorella protothecoides, 966 nucleotides. Its product is annotated as Bifunctional riboflavin biosynthesis protein RIBA 1, chloroplastic. Lineage: Eukaryota; Viridiplantae; Chlorophyta; Trebouxiophyceae; Chlorellales; Chlorellaceae. Gene Ontology annotation, biological process: riboflavin biosynthetic process. Gene Ontology annotation, cellular component: cytosol. The record is from RefSeq and is a predicted model, not a curated record. Gene Ontology annotation, molecular function: 3,4-dihydroxy-2-butanone-4-phosphate synthase activity. Bases 1 to 966 code for a protein of 321 amino acids. The transcript has 4 exons.
AUGGCGGCUGUAGUGCCGUGCCGGAGACCACUGGCGGUGGCCAGCUCGUCCCCCUCCACAGCCCAUGGCCUGCGCGGGGCGACACUACCACCGCAGCGUGCCCACCCCCGCCCCCGCCCCUGCUCCGGGUUCCGGGCCACCUCCAGCCCAGAAGCUGAGGCAGCUGCUGUGACAGCGGCGCCGCCCGAGGGCCUGGCCUCCGGCGCGGUGGGCGCGUCCCUGGCCGCCCUCCCCGCUUCCGACCUGGAGACGCCCACCCCCGGCUUCGCCUCCAUCGCCGCCGCGCUUGCGGCCAUCGCCGCGGGGGAGCUGGUGCUGGUGCUGGACUCGGAGGACCGCGAGAAUGAGGGCGACCUGAUCGGCGCCGCGGACCGCAUCACCACGCGCGCCACCGCCUUCCUGGUGCGCCACACCAGCGGCGUGGUGUGCGUGGGCAUGCGCGGCGCGGACCUGGACCGCCUCCGCCUGCCGCUCAUGGUGCACAGCGCGGAGAACGAGGAGGGGUUGUACACCGCCUUCACGGUGACCGUGGACGCGCGGCACGGCAUCACCACCGGCAUCUCGGCCGAGGAGCGCGGCAUCACGCUGCGCGCGCUGGGAAACCCCGCCACCCGCGCCCAGGACCUGCGGCGGCCUGGGCACAUCUUCCCCCUCCGCGCCCGGCCGGGUGGCGUGCUGCAGCGGCCCGGGCACACCGAGGCGGGCGUGGACCUGACCCUCCUGGCGGGCUGCUUCCCCGCCGGCGCGCUGGCGGAGGUGGUGAACGACGACGAGGAUGGGACCAUGGCCCGCGCGCCGCAGCUGGCGGAGUUUGCCGCACGCCACGGCCUGCUGCGCAUCACCAUCGCCGACCUGGCGGCGCUGACCGCGCACAUGCUGCGCGCGGCGGGCAUCCACAGCGUGCGCGUCGCGGAGGAGGGCCUGGCCGCCAUGCUGCGCGCGCACGGCCUCGACUGCCGGGGCUGA